AUGUCCAUCCCACCCACACACCCAAUCUCCCUGCCAGAUUGGAGCAACGUCGACGUCAUCCAUCGCAACACUCUCCCACCCCGAAGCAACUUCUACCUCUACCAUAGCGAAGCAGCCGCCCUCACGCGGGACGUCACCAACGCGAAAGCGCAAUGUCUCUCUGGGAAAUGGAAAUUCCACUUGUCGAGAUCGCCGUUCGAGGGGCCACGGGACUUUCACAAACCACACUUCCGUGGCGAUGAGUUCAAGGACAUUGUCGUCCCGGGAAUGUGGCAGCUUCAAGGGUUCGGAAAGGGUCCGCAUUACACUAAUUAUCUGUAUCCGUGGCCGGUUGAUCCACCUAAUGUAUCGUACCAGGAGAAUGAAUGUGGUCGAUACAUGACCUCCUUUACGGUUGACAAGUCGUUUGCAGAGCAUCAGCUUCGAUUGCGCUUCGAGGGUGUGGAUUCUUCAUAUACGGUUUGGGUCAAUGGGAAGGAGGUUGGUUACUCGCAGGGUUCUAGAAAUCCGAGUGAGUUUGAUGUGACGGAGUUUAUACAAGUCGGCAAAGAGAAUCAUCUAGCAGUGGAAGUGUACCAACGCUGCGAUGGGAGCUACAUUGAGGAUCAGGAUCAGUGGUGGCUCAGCGGUAUCUUUAGGGAUGUUUACCUCCAUGCUUUUCCAAAGGUGCAUCCCGUCGAUUUUCACGUUAUCACGGGCCUGGAUGAAAAGUUUGAGGAUGCAACUCUGCGAGUCAAAGUCGAUGUUAGUGCCUCCUGCACCGUGGAACUCAAGCUCCUCGACGGACAACAAAAGAAAGUUGCCUCCCAUACCAUGAAAGUUUCCAAGCCGGACGAAUUCAAACUCGACAUUAAAUCCCCUCACAAGUGGACAGCAGAAACACCAUAUUUAUACUCGCUGGUGCUCAAUUUUCUCGAUGGUACCGGGUGCAGUCUAAUGCAACGAGUUGGGUUCCGCAAAACAGGCUUAAUCGAUGGCGUCUUUUGCAUCAACGGCAAUCCCGUCAAGUUCAGGGGCGUCAACAGACACGAACACCACCCCGAUCAUGGCCGUGCCGUGCCAUACGAGUUUAUGCGCAGGGACCUGCUCAUCAUGAAGAACCACAAUAUCAACGCUAUCCGCACGUCUCAUCAGAUAAACGACCCGCGUUUAUACGAUGUAGCUGAUGAGCUUGGACUCUGGAUUCUCGACGAGGCGGAUUUGGAAUGUCAUGGUUUUGCUGCCGUUGAUGGCGACGCCGCCAGCUAUACAUCUGAUAAUCCUACCUGGAAAGAGCAAUAUGUCGACAGAGCUCGACAGAUGGUAGCUCGUGACAAGAACCAUGCAUGUGUAAUCAUGUGGUCUCUUGGCAAUGAAGCAUUCUAUGGAAGGAAUCACCAAGCCAUGUAUGAUACGAUCAAGGCCAUGGAUGACACGCGGCUGGUCCAUUACGAGGGAGAUUGGAAUGCCCAAACGGUGGACAUAUACAGUCGCAUGUAUUCGGACAUUGAUUACGUUGAGUCGGUUGCCAAAGAGAGAGAUUGGAAGAAGCCGCUUGUGCUUUGUGAAUUUCUUCACUCGAUGGGCAAUUCAGAAGGCAAUGCCAAGGAGUACAUUGAUUUGUUUUACAAGCACCCAAGGUUGAUGGGCGGGUUUGUAUGGGAGUGGGCGAAUCAUGGUCUUCGUACCAAGAAUGAAGAUGGCGAGGAGUUCAUGGCAUAUGGAGGUGACUUUGGAGACGAGCCCAACGACUACAAUUUUGUCAUGGACGGCUUGUUGUAUUCUGAACAUACCGUGAGCUCCAACAUUACCGAAUACGCCAAGGCAAUCGAACCUGUUCAGACACUUUCCCUGCAUCAGCACAAAAUUACAGUCGCGAAUCGCUAUGAUUUCCUGACUCUAGAUCAUUUGACCGCAACUUGGUCCGCUGUUUCCGAUGGGAACGAGUUGGCAGUUGGCCCUGUCAAAAUACCAAGAGGAAUUAAACCACAUGCGGAGGCAGUUGUGACGGCAGAGGGAUUUCACAACGGAAUGUUGAAAGAAGUCCACGGCGAAGCAUAUCUGCAAAUCAAGUUCAGAUUGAAGCACGACUCCUUUUGGGCGCCUGCUGGACACCUAGUGUCGACCGGAGAACUUCGGGUGUCACGGCCGCUGUCAGUCAAUGCCAUCCAGUCUGUUGAGCCGCCGAUGCCGAAACCAACCAUGCAAAUGGCGUCAGAUUCGCUUGUCAAUAUUACUUCGGUCUCUGGGGACUCGACAUGGGCAAUAAACACGGUCACCGGUACCCUUGUAAGCUGGAAACGCAGAGGCCUUCCUAAUUCUGAAGUAAUCAGUCAGCCCAUUACAAUGGAUUUUUAUCGUGCACUGACCGACAAUGAUCGCGGCGGCCACGGACGGGAGUGGGUGGACAGACGACUUCAUCAAACGUCUAUGCACGUAAAGGAAGUUCGGUUUCAAGAAGUCCAAGAUGGUAUUGUAGUGGAAGUAAAACACAGGAUAGCACCUCCUGCCCUACUAUGGGCUGUUGAUACGACGUGGACGUACCACUUCCGUGGAGAGUCUCUGGCUAUCAACGUCAAGGGAAAGCCUCACGGUAUGGGCUUACCAUCGACAUUCGCACGCAUUGGCAUCACCCUGGGCCUUGCCGGGGCGGAACGGGCCAAAUGGUGGGGCCGCGGUCCGGGAGAGUCAUACCGAGAUAAGAAGUACUCUCAACUCUUUGGAAAUUGGGAGUCAACCAUAGAUGACCUUUGGGUGGAUUACGAAUUCCCCCAGGAUGGUGGUAACAGAACUGAUGUCCGCUGGGUUGAAUUGCUAGGCCAGCAAGGUAGGUUGCUGCGAGCCAAUUUUGGGGACUUGGACGGUGCAAGCUUCUCGGCGAUGCAUUACUCAACGAAAGACAUCGAUGAUUGCACUCAUCCGUACGAGCUUCACAAGCGAAAACGCAGUGACACGAUUGUGAGACUUGACUGGGUACACCAUGGAUUAGGCACCGGGUCGUGUGGCCCAUGGACCUUGCCUCGGUAUUCGUUGAAGACUGAUCACGAAUUUGACUUUGAUCUGCUUUUGGACUAG
This is a messenger RNA of Pochonia chlamydosporia 170, 3054 nucleotides long. Its product is annotated as beta-galactosidase. The transcript has 3 exons. The record is from RefSeq and is a predicted model, not a curated record. Lineage: Eukaryota; Fungi; Ascomycota; Sordariomycetes; Hypocreales; Clavicipitaceae. Gene Ontology annotation, molecular function: carbohydrate binding; beta-galactosidase activity. Bases 1 to 3054 code for a protein of 1017 amino acids. Gene Ontology annotation, cellular component: beta-galactosidase complex. Gene Ontology annotation, biological process: lactose catabolic process.